This is a messenger RNA of Dendronephthya gigantea, 1446 nucleotides long. Its product is annotated as gastrula zinc finger protein XlCGF17.1-like. The coding region runs from base 110 to 1009 and encodes 299 amino acids. Gene Ontology annotation, biological process: regulation of transcription by RNA polymerase II. The transcript is spliced from 2 exons. Gene Ontology annotation, molecular function: RNA polymerase II cis-regulatory region sequence-specific DNA binding; DNA-binding transcription factor activity, RNA polymerase II-specific. Lineage: Eukaryota; Metazoa; Cnidaria; Anthozoa; Malacalcyonacea; Nephtheidae. The record is from RefSeq and is a predicted model, not a curated record.
UGUAUUCUAUUUUAGUUAUUUUAUUUUUAUCUUUACAAAUCAACUAAAUUCGAGCAGCUGAUAGGAGAUUUGGAACUUGUACAGUACAUAGCUGGUUAAAGAGUCGAUUAUGACUGACACAUGUAUCAAUUCUCAAGAGAUCCAUAAAUCUGGAGAACAAUAUUACACAUGCGAAAUUUGCAACCUAUCCCUUGAUAACGAGGAACAGUUGGUCGCACAACAUAAAGCACUUCACGACGAAGGCGGUUUAUAUAAAUGCGACGAUUGUGACAAGACAUUCCCUUCUGCUAAUGCACUCGAGGCACACAUGCAACGGAAUGUCAAGCUGAUGGAAAACUCUCAUAAACUGCACAAAUGCGACGAUUGCAACAAGGCGUUCCACUCACUAAAGGGCUUGACCUGCCAUAGAAAAACGCACACAGAGGCGAUCUUCGAGUGCGCGUCUUGUAACAAGCUGUUUGCAAAUGCAGCCGAGUUACGGGCCCACAGGAGAACGCACGCCUUGCAGGUAUGCGAUAUUUGUGGCAAGUCGUUCGCUGGUUCGUCCGGGCUGAUCCGUCACAAACGAACACACACGGGAGAAAAGCCGUUCAAAUGUGACGUGUGCGAAAAGGGUUUCGCCCAGUCCAUCCACCUCAUAGGACAUAAGAGAACGCAUACGGGAGACAAACCGUACGCUUGCGACGUGUGCACAAAGACGUUCCGCCUUUCGGGCGAUCUACUGCAUCAUAAAAGGAUGCAUACUGGAGAAAAGAGGUUCAAGUGCGACGAAUGUGGCAAGGCGUACUACGUUGCGAACCAGUUGACUCGUCAUAAGAGAACGCACACAGGAGACAAACCCUACAGUUGUGGUAUCUGCGAGAAGACCUUCACCUAUUCGAGUGCGGCUUCAAAACAUCGCCGAACACAUGAAAAGAUUAAAGCUUUCAAGUGCGAUGCUUGCGAUAGGGCAUUUCCAACCGCGGAUGGCAUGGAACUGCACAAAAAAUCGCAUGUUGACGCGAAUUAGUUGUGAAUCUAUGCUCACAAACACUGGCAUACAGCUAAUUCAGUCAACUAUAAAGGUUGCAUCAACUUUUAACAACUGUUAGCAUCAUGGGGUUACAGAAGGUUGUAGAUACAGGUUGUUUGCAGGUUUAUCAAAUUAAAGUUAAAUGUUGGUUUUAUUUGUUAUACACUCUAUGUAUGACUGAUAUAUGUGUACAGAAGCGUCCACCGAUGCGUUGGCAUUGCUGUUGAUAUUAAUUUGGCUUUCUAAAGUUUUAUUUUAUGGUUUUGAAAGCGGUCAUUUGGAAGGCGUUUGAUUGCUUGAUACUGAUAGGUCAACUCUGCCGCAGGCUUUCCAAAAGAAGUGUUCUCUCAGAAGAAGCCACAGUUGUCUUGUGCUUCCAACCUUUCAGGAAUUUAAAAUGCUUCCAAACCAAACAGCAGAAUUGAGCGAAAUAU